Messenger RNA from Mycosarcoma maydis (corn smut), 873 nucleotides. RefSeq lists its product as uncharacterized. The transcript has a single exon. The record is from RefSeq and is a predicted model, not a curated record. Bases 1 to 873 code for a protein of 290 amino acids. Lineage: Eukaryota; Fungi; Basidiomycota; Ustilaginomycetes; Ustilaginales.
AUGCUGCUCAUCGGAUGCGCCGCGGUGGCUCGUCGAGUGAUCCCGCCGUUGUGGCCUCGCUUCCGAGCACAGGCUUCGGGACGCUACCUUAGCAACGAUGCAAAGGGACCCACAUCUGCAUUUCGAGUGUACAGAUACGUGGUCGACGUACAUGGUCAGCUGUUCAUCCACGAUACAGUGCCGAAAAAUCUGACAAGCUGCUUCAAGAACGCUGAGUUCCUUGACUUCUUCUUCAAGCGAAUACGACCCAAUCCGGAGGCGGUGACAGCCAACGUUGAGUAUCUGCACUCGGGAAAAAUAACACGGCACGACAUCCUGGGACCUCGUCCGGCAACAGACUUGCGUACGGACUGGAGCGACGUUGCACCGUUUAACGGCACCAUCGAUAGAAGAGAAACACGGUCGCGAGAGGAAUUGUACUGUCAAGCAUGCAAGAACGGCAAUAGCGAAGGGUAUGAAUGGAUCUCACCGUGUGGACCUGAACUCAAUCUGGUGAGAUGUCAAGAUACGCCGAUUGUGUACCGCGAAUUGGUGGACCAUAAUGGCGUAGGGGGUAUGUUGAAAUGGGCAGGCAGCUUAUGGGAGCCAUUUCAGCCGGACAAGCUGAUAGUCGAUCCGUCCAACGGAUACGUAUAUCAUCCUUGUCCACAGCCUUCCAGACGCCGUCGUGGACCGAGGUCAUCUGACGUCGAAACAGAGCAGAGGUACGGAGGUCUUAGUCUGCUUGGUUCCAACUUGGUACUUAGUCAGUUGGCCGAGGGAUUGGAGAUUGAUCCGGAUGCUUUCGAGAAGGGAUUGGGCGGUAGCAUCGAAUGGAAGGGCGAGCGGUUUCAACUGGGUUUGCUUGGAACUCACGGCCACGUGCGCAAAUGA